This is a messenger RNA of Vanessa atalanta (red admiral), 4529 nucleotides long. RefSeq lists its product as uncharacterized. The record is from RefSeq and is a predicted model, not a curated record. Lineage: Eukaryota; Metazoa; Arthropoda; Insecta; Lepidoptera; Nymphalidae. Bases 381 to 3584 code for a protein of 1067 amino acids. The transcript is spliced from 6 exons. Gene Ontology annotation, molecular function: protein binding.
AGUCCGUCUGUCCGUCAGUCGCGCCGCGCGCACCGAGGUCUCCGCUCCUCUCUCGCCGAGCGCCAUCCUUCGCGUCCGCAACCGCCCUUAUCAAAACAUUCCCGCAUUGGGAUCGAUCUGCACGUCUCUACGCUAUCCGUGAUAACGCGUACGACCCCCAGAUGACGUUGCGGCUCCAGUGCCCCGUUCAAACAGUGUUGUGACUUAUGCCUUGUGAUUAUCAGUUAUCGGAUUAUUGUUUACGAUUUAUGUUUUGAUUCAUCGUAUUACAAGAACAGCAUCAAGCGUCGCCUGCGCACGCCGUCCGUCUGCUCCAUGAGCAUUCCUGGUAUGAGAUUAAAGUGUGUAGUGCACGCGCGAUGGAUGCGUGAUCGGUCAUCAUGCGCCUCUUCCGCGGGCCGAAGCGCAGGGAAGUGACCGGGCCGCAGGCCGCGACGUCUCCGCGCGGAGACCUCGCCGCGCACACCCCGCACAACUACACGCUCGUCACCGCACUCCCCGCAAUGGUCAUGGAGGACGAUGUCAAUGAUAUGAAGAAAGUUUUUACAACAUGGGGUCGACGAAUGGGAAAAAAGCUCGACAUGUUAAAAAAAGCUGAUAUAAAAGAACCUUCUGAGGAACUAGAAAAAAAUGGAAACGUAAACGAUGAUAAUUCCGUGAUAAGUACAGGGCAGUAUAAAAAAAAAGGAAAUUGGAAAAUGGGCAGAAGUAGCUCGGACUCUGCAUCUUUAAAAAAAGACAAUGAUACCGACUCUAUAAGGAGUGGCUCAAGGGAUAGAUCACCUAGUCCUUUUAAGUCUUUUUUUCAUAGAAUGGGUUCAACUGGAAUGUUAAACAGUUCCAAAACGCAAUCUUUAAAUACACCUAAAUCUUCCGAUAGUUAUUCCCUAACAAAUGGUCCUUCGUUGUAUCGCAGUUGUUCUACAUCACAUUUAUCGACAUAUGUUAAAGCUGACGAUCCUUCUGAUGAUAUAGAUCUUCAAAAUACAAAUCCUGAUAAAACAUCUCCUUCUAAACAAAAACAUAACCUACCCGAGGAUAAUUUAGUAGGUUCAUCGGCUAAGGCCAUUAGUUGUGAUAAUAUUCCUAAUAAACUAGAUGGAAGCCAAAAUACAGGUUCGUGUAAAAAACCCAAUUUCCCAUACGCGUUUUUACGAUCUAAACUAUCAGUUUUACCUGAAGAAAAUAGUAUGGCUUCACAACAUAGAUCUGUAUCAGUCAGACAGAGCUUUUCAGAAAGGAUUGAUCGCAAAUCGCCUAAAUUUCGAAGAGAAAGAAUAUAUUUGCCAAAUUCUAGAUCAGAAGAACGAUACCAAAGCAGUGAUAAUAUAUCCGUCCACGAAGAAAGCUUACUUAUGAAUACAGGACUUAGAAGCAAUUGCGAAUUUGCUAGAAGUUCGAUGAGAAGCAUCCAUGACACGGAUAUAAACUCAUAUCAAGUACGGCGCAUCGAAGAUAUUACUCGACGGUCAUCUAUGAUAUCUCAAAAGGGGCCUUUUGAUUAUGAUCCCAUGUUAAUGCCGAGAAAUAGAAAUAGUUUGCCGGUAUAUGACUAUAAUACAACAUUAGGAUCUUCACAGGAUAUGAAACCAGACCUUGCAUCUUCAACUCAAAGUAUACACCAAGAAGUGCUUCAAACUCACCGUCUCAGCAACUAUGUUAGCUCAAAUGAAUCAGGAUACGACAGCGAUGGAAGACCGACAGAUGAGCACAUAAAUCAUUCUCCUCCGGGCUACUCAUCUAAUAUGAAAACCUCAUCUAAUAUUGUAAAUGGAGAAUUAAAUCACAGUACGUUUUCACGACAGUUGAGUUUAAAUCAUAAGAUAAACAUGAAUAGAGCGCAAAUUCCAACAAGAAGAAGUUCUACUCCAUGCGCACUGUUUCCUAUUGAGAAAAACAUAUCAUAUGAAAAUGAAAAUACAAAUAAAUAUAAAAACAACGACUCAAAUCAUCACAUUAUGGUUGAUUAUAAUGAUGCUAAACCACCGCCCCUACCAAAGAAAACCAUCAAUAAAAAGAUACCUUACAUUUACAAAACAAUCACUUUAGACGAACGAGUGCAAACUAGAAAAAUUAAAUUAUUGCAGUCACAAUUGGUAUCUAUCGAUCAUUCUUCAACGCCGAAUCUUAGCGAAAGUUUAUUAAAUAUGUCUGAAGACCUAAUUGAUGCACAACAAAUACAUGAAACGGAUAUUCUAGGUCGAGGUCCUUGUACUAAGAGAUUCAGAAAAAUAAGACUAUUGAAAUCUAGGCUCGAUGAAAGCUUGGGAGUUUAUUUAGCACAGCAUAGAGUAGAUUUCGAUAGUGGUGGAUCAAAUUAUGAGAUUCGAUAUAUUGUGGUAAAACUGGAUUUUGACGGUAUAGCUCACAGGGAUGGAAGACUUCGAAUAGGUGACGAAAUAGUUAACGUAAACGGCAAAGUAUUGCGGGGGCUCUCUUCUUUACGAGAUGUACAGCACAUAGUGAAUUCUUGUUCUACUGAAGCAUCGAUUGAAGAUGGCGCGCUAUUUCAGAGGUAUCAAGUUGACCUUGUAAUGGCUCACGAUGAAAUUUCUCCAAUUACAUUAAGUCGAAUUAUAAACAAUCAAACUUCUGAACAAACUUCAAUGCAUUCUAUGUCUAGCGUUCCACCGGAUAUUAUAUCGCAAACGGUACAUAAACCAACUUCGUCUAGCCAAAUUGUAAUAGAAACACAUUUUCCAACCGAAGAUCAUUACGCACAAAGUGCAAAUUGUUCCAAUGAUUACUCUAACGAAAAGUCAGAGUCAAAUCAAAAAUGUGAAGUUGGAGUGCAAGUAAACAAUAGUCUAUUGUUAUCAAAUCAAAAAAGUGACGACGAAAAAUUAUUAGAGCGGAACUGUUAUACGCAAUCUCAUCCGUCUCUACAAAAUAUCACAAAUAUAGAAAUUUCAAUGAGAUCGUCUCCAACUCCAAGACACUCUAAUAGUAAUAACUAUAGACCAAUAUCACUUCACAGUUCACGACCCCAACCAUUACUUGGUUUACCGACGUGUAACGAUAAUGCAACGAAUGAAAUUAAAGAAAAUUCUUCGCAUUAUAUUAAAAAUGCACAGAGGUUAUACCAAAACCGGUCUUUUGAGAGCAUACCGGAGCAAAUAAGAAGUAACAGCCGUAGUAGAUUCUUCAACAGAGUCGGUUCGCAAAGAUGUUCACCUAACUAUAGCUCACAUGUAUCCCGCCAUCAAGAAUACGCCAGACAGGAAAACAUGCAUUCUUCUUAUAAUACAUUGCAUAUAGCUGAAUUUUGGAAAGGAGCCGGUCAGAAGAGUCUCGGGUUUAGUAUUGUCGGUGGAACUGAUUCUCCAAAAGGGCAAAUGGGAAUAUUUGUUAAGACAGUUUUUCCAAACGGUCAAGCAUCAGAUAAGGGAACUAUCUAUGAAGGUGACGAGAUCUUGUCUGUGAACAACGUUCCAACGCGUGGACUCAGCCACGCUGGUGCAAUUUCGUUGUUUAAGCAAGUAAAAGAAGGAAAAAUAGAAUUGACGCUUUCAAGAAGAAGAGCUCCUAGGUCAAGAUCUGUUGAACCUCUUGGUAAUUUUCGCAGUGACGGCAAAAGAGAUUAAUGCUAGAUGAGCCAAAAGCCCCAAAGACGAACGUGUUUCAUUGAGUGCAAUAAAAUUUAAUAUUUUACUUUAUUAUUAGGCCAAAGGCGAACAACACUUAUAUUACUAUUUACUCGUAAGCUACUUCUUAGUUAUAUAAGAGUACGUGGUACUAUACUAUGCUAUAGUAUAUGAGAUCACGUGGUCGUCGCCACCGAGGUUCUCAUUUGUGUUGAUAACUAAAGUGAUUAAAAAUAAUUUACAGAUUUUAAUUGUCAGCUUUAUUAAAAUAUAAUGUAUAUAACACGCAAUUUUAUAUUCCUACUGUCUUAAAUAAUAAUAUAUGUGUCGAUAUUUAAUGUUAAAUGUUGAUAGGUAUUUAUAAUGUGAAUAUCAUAAGACUGUAUGCAAUUUAUACAGUUCUAAACUUAUAUGUUAAGUAUAUAAUAUUAUAAUAUCCCGUUAGGAAUGCUAGAUCUCGUUACUUGCUAUAAAUUGUACGUAUUUCAUUAGGUGCUAAAUAAUAGCGUACACCUUAACUUAUAUCUCGAAUAUGAUAAUAGAAAACUUUAAACUUAACAAUUAUAGACUGAUAUUACAAUUUUCUAUAACAUUUAUUUGUACCUAUAUUCACAACCAAAGCUUAGUAAUUAUGUGGAUAUUAUUUAAAUAAUUUUAAACACUUUAUUGCUGUGCAACAAGCCGCUGGUAAAAACUAUCGGCGAAUCUGCUCCGUCCAUUGAAAUUGAAAUUGAAGAGAAUCGACUACAGUUUUAUUCAUUUAAAAAUUGGCAACACAAACGGCGUAGGAGACAACGCGACAUUUAAAACGAUACAAGUGAACCGAUACCAUCCAAAACGAACGAAAUUAAACGUUAAGGUACUUCAAACAACAGUAUUGUUAAAAUAUUAGUUUUAUAUUUUGUAAAUAAUUUAUUAAGAUACCUCCCAAUGCUUCCACGUCUU